Messenger RNA from Symbiodinium sp. CCMP2592, 1035 nucleotides. NCBI's taxonomy places the organism in Eukaryota, Dinophyceae, Suessiales, Symbiodiniaceae. The record is from the annotation of a GenBank genome assembly.
AUGAGCAGCCUUACAGGACUCUCAGCCAUGGCGCGAGCUCUUCUGCUGGCCUUGGCCGUGAUGGCCUCGGGUCAGCAGGCGCUGCAAGAGUCACCCGAAGCUCCGAAGGAGUUGGACGACGUGACCUGGACCUGCGCCUCGCUGUUGAUCGCCUUCGUGGUGUUCUCCGGCUUCUUAGUCUGCCUCCUGCACUGGAACAACAAGGAUAUCAGGAAGGAGGCCUGGGCCUUGGUGAACACGACCAUCUCGAUCUUCUGCGCCUCUGGCAUUGACUUUGCCUUGUAUCGGUUGAUCAGGUUGGUUCUCCCAGAGGAGCAGAGGGAAGCUCCACAGCAAAGCUGGUGGUUUCUUGGCCUGGUUUUGGGGUUCACCUGUCUCGCACCACUGCUCCUCUACUGCCGGCUUCUCUCCAUCGAUGAACAUCAGCAUCAACGGUUGUUUGCCUGGAGCACCAUGGGUGGCCACAUUUGUGCCUUCCUGGCCGUCUUGUAUUUCGGCCUUCUGCAGCAGACGAAGGGGCCGCCUUGGAUCUCCAUCCCAAUCUGGGUUUGGCUUCUGCCUCUGCUUGCCUUGGUCUUUUUCCUGGUCAUGAGGCUCAUCAGCCGCCUCUUGGCGAGGUGCUGUGGCCAGGAUCACAAGCGCAUGCAAGCCCAUCAAGCCGGGGACGCCUUAACGGAGGCCUGUGCUAUUACCGUGUCCUUUCUGCUGGUGCAGGCUGUGUGCUACCACAUGAGCACCGAAUGCGACCCGUGCUACCACUCGAAAGUUCAUGAGUGUGAUGAGGAACCCAGCAUUGAAUGCGAGGCAGGGCGAUUCAUGCCCAUCAUGCAUGGUGAGUUUGGGACUCACAUCGACUCCUGCGUUUUGUGGCUUUCCCUUCUUGCCUUUGGACUGAUGCUGGGCUCCAUCCUUUGGUCCCUCCGAGCGCAGCGGGCGAUCCUGGACCACGCGGAGGCCGAGGCUUCCGAACUUUGCCCGUCACGGCCGCGUGGUGCGCGCAGCGUGCUGGAGUCAUCGGCCUCUACGGCGGCAUAG